Melozone crissalis (California towhee) is the source of this 2010-nucleotide messenger RNA. RefSeq names its product leucine rich adaptor protein 1 (gene LURAP1). The transcript is spliced from 2 exons. Lineage: Eukaryota; Metazoa; Chordata; Aves; Passeriformes; Passerellidae. Gene Ontology annotation, biological process: positive regulation of canonical NF-kappaB signal transduction; positive regulation of cytokine production. Bases 1 to 891 code for a protein of 296 amino acids. The record is from RefSeq and is a predicted model, not a curated record.
AUGGAGGGCGGCGGGGAGGCGCUGCCCGCCGACCUGCGGGACCUGGCGGGCAAGGUGGGCCGGCGCCCGCCCGCCGUGCUGCUCCGGGGGCUGCGGGCCGACACCGCCCCCGCGCCGCCCGCGCCGCCCGCGACACCCGCACCGGCCCGCGGUGCCCACCCGCCGCUCGCCGAACGCCUGCGGACGCUCCGCCUCGAGCUGGCUUACCUGCGAGCGGUGGACGUGAAGAUCCUGCAGCAGCUGGUGGUGGUGAACGAGGGCAUCGAGGCGGUCAAGUGGCUGCUGGAGGAGCGGAGCACGCUGACCAGCCGCUGCAGCAGCCUGGCCAGCAGCCAGUACAGCCUGGUGGAGAGCCAGGAGGCCUCCCGGCGGGGCAGCUGGGACAGCCUGCAGGACCCCAACGACAGGCUGGACAGCAUCUCCGUGGGCAGCUACCUGGACACGCUGGCCGAUGACAUGGACGAGUACUCGCACAACGCCGCCGAAACCGCCGCUGCGUCCACGGCAGGCAGAGCCCUGGCCAGGGCAGAGCAGGAUUGGGUCAGGAUCGACCUCGAGAGGGGUCCUGCAAAGCAGGAGAAGGACGCAGAGGAGCACGAGUGGCCCCACGUGGACCUCUCCCCGCCUGGGCUGCCCCAGGAUCAGUGGCUGGCCAAGGAGCCCCAGGUGGCCAAUGGGUGUUUGGGCCAGCAGUCCCCCUCUCUGGAGGCAGACAGAGACACCAAGUCACCACCAGGGGCCAGGGAGAGGCUGGGGAAGGGAAAUCCAGAUGGGAAGGCUUGGAAAGCUGAGGCUGACCUUGAGAACUGCAAACUCAACAGCAAACUGCACCUGGAGUACGAUGCCCACUGGCGCUGGCUCCAGUCACAGGAUGAUGUGACAUUCUUAUAGCCCCUGGCUUUGCCUUCCCGGUCCAGCUCUCCCAGCUGCCCACUCUGCUUCACUUCUCUGUGCUUGGGAGAGUUGGGGUGGCUGGAAAGGGGGCCAGGCUGGCUUGGUGGGUUGCACUGUUCCUCUGACGGCCCAAACAGCAUUUGGUGAUGCAGUCAUAGGGGACUGGGUGCCUACCCUGCAGCACGUUUCUGGGAGAGGAGGGGUGAAGUGGGUCCUGGUAGAUUUAAUCCUUUGCUCUAGGGUGUUGCUUGCAGGUGGCUGGACACCCCUCUGUUGUCCUUGAUGGUGGUGGUGGGGAAAUCUGGGACAGUGGUGUUCUUGGGAUCUCUUUCUCUAAUCCUCAGCUUCGUUUUGUAAAAACUGGGGACCCUUCCCCCAAAAUGACUACCCUGAGAGGACAGGAGGCACUGCCAUGCAGCCACAGCUUGGUGGCACCAGCAUGCUCAGUGUGGGGCAGGACCAUCAGCAGGGCAUCCCUGUUGGAUCUGCUCAUUUCCAUCAUUGUCCUCAAGGCCAGUGUCCAUCCAGGGCAGGGCAGACCUGGGGUUUGGCCCCAGCAUGUUGUGGAUGCUAAACCACCCUUCCCUGCAGGUGCAGCCCUGCCUGGUUUAGAUGCCUCUGUGAAUCCAGGCUGAGGUGGGGCUGGGGAGCCUCUGUCCGUGCUCUGCAGAGGAAGGAUGAUGGUGCAGGCUUCCCAAUGUGAUCACAUGAGAACAACAGAGCACUGGGUGGGAAAUGGAAAUCCAGUUCUCCAGUCUGUUCCUGGACUGUCUCCCACCUUGGGAGCAGUCCUGCAGGAUCCCUGGAUGUGGCAGCACACGUGCAGAGCCUGCAGGGCUCAGGCUCAGGGGGGCUCCUGCUCUCCCCUGACACAGUGGGGAAGGCUGGGUUUCUCCAUCUGUGGGAUGAAUGGUGCCAGGUCUCUGCCUUCUGCCAGCAACCAGAAACAUGAGACUGCUCUGUCGGGGUGGAUUUGCAGUGACUCUGCCCUGGAGACAUCUCUGUCUUUGUAGCCUUGGCUUCUGCCUGUGCCUUUUGCUGUCCCCAGCAUGCCCCUCGCUGGCUUGUAGAGCAUGGCUUGCAGCUGGAGCUGUGUGAGAGCUUGGGCUGGACCUU